AUGGUCCAGCAGUACGGCCAGCAGCAGCAGCAGCCGCCCCCCGCCGCUGCCCAGCCCUACAUGAUGAUGCCGCCGCCGCUCCCCACCGUGCAGCCUCCUCCGGCGAUGUGGGCCCCUCAGUCGCACGUGGCCCCACCUCCACCUCAGGCCCAGCCCGCCAGCGCCGACGAGGUCCGCACUCUCUGGAUCGGCGACUUGCAGUACUGGAUGGAAGAGACCUAUCUUUUCAAUAUCUUCGCCAGCACCGGCGAGGUUGUUAAUGUGAAAGUUAUCCGCAAUAAGCAAACUAACCAAUCCGAGGGCUACGGGUUUAUUGAGUUUGUUAAUAGAGCUGCGGCAGAAAGAGUGCUUCAGACUUACAAUGGUACCCCUAUGCCAAAUUGUGGCCAGCCUUUCAGAUUGAACUGGGCAUCUGCAGGGGAGAAGCGUUCUGAUGAUACGCCUGAUUAUACAAUAUUUGUUGGGGACUUGGCUGUGGAUGUGACAGAUUAUAUGCUACAAGAGAUAUUUAAGACCCGUUAUCCAUCUUGCAAGGGAGCUAAGGUUGUUAUUGACAGACUUACUGGCCGCACCAAGGGAUAUGGGUUUGUUAAGUUUGGAGAUGAGAGUGAACAGUUGCGUGCAAUGACUGAGAUGAAUGGAGUUGUUUGCUCUUCAAGAGCUAUGCGAAUUGGGCCAGCUGCAAACAAAAAUGCUGGGGGCAAUCAGCAAUAUUCAAAAGCUUCAUAUCAGGGUUCUCCAGGUGCAAAGAAUGAGACCGAUCCCAAUAACACAACUAUAUUUGUUGGGAAUCUGGAUGCUAAUGUUACCGAUGACCAUUUGAGGACAGUUUUUAGCCAGUAUGGUGAGCUAGUACAUGUUAAGAUACCAGCAGGAAAGCGAUGUGGGUUUGUUCAAUUUGCAGACAGGAGUCGUGCUGAAGAGGCUUUGCAAGGAUUAAACAAUUCCCCAAUUGGUGGACAAAAUAUCCGACUUUCUUGGGGUCGCAGUCCUUCGAACAAGCAGCAGGCUCAGGCAGAUCCAAACCAAUGGAAUGCUGGCUAUUAUGGAUAUGCACCAACACCUGAGGGAUAUGGAUAUCCCCAAGUGUCCCAAGACCCUAACAUGUACUAUGGAGGCUACCCUGCUGGAUACGGGAAUUACCAGCAGCCGCAGCAGCAGCAACAGCAGCAGCAGCAGCAAGUGGGUUAUAGCUGAGUGUUGUGUUGAGCUUUUUCUGCCUUCAACUCUAGAGACUUGAAAUAAUAUUAAGAUAAUGGUUGAGAGGGAUAUUAUUCUCUGUUUUCUGAGAAGUACUUUAUCGGAAGUAAUCUUGUAUCACUAAGUUUUUAACAAUUCAAGGAAGCCUUCUCUGAUAUUUCUGCUUGGUAGUGUGGCUUGUUGGAAAAUGUGGUAUGCUUAGCAAUGUUUGAAUUCAAAUGUUUCAUUUAUAUCAAAGUCCUUCAGCUUUUUAUUUGUAGG
Molecule: messenger RNA, 1461 nt
Organism: Fragaria vesca subsp. vesca
Lineage: Eukaryota; Viridiplantae; Streptophyta; Magnoliopsida; Rosales; Rosaceae
Product: polyadenylate-binding protein RBP45B-like
Exons: 6
Coding region: 1-1197 (398 amino acids)
Cellular component (GO): cytosol
Molecular function (GO): mRNA binding
Source: RefSeq, a predicted model, not a curated record